This is a messenger RNA of Rhodotorula toruloides NP11, 1218 nucleotides long. RefSeq names its product iron permease FTR1. The coding region runs from base 1 to 1218 and encodes 405 amino acids. Gene Ontology annotation, biological process: iron ion transmembrane transport. Gene Ontology annotation, cellular component: plasma membrane; high-affinity iron permease complex. The record is from RefSeq and is a predicted model, not a curated record. The transcript has 12 exons. Gene Ontology annotation, molecular function: ferrous iron transmembrane transporter activity. Lineage: Eukaryota; Fungi; Basidiomycota; Microbotryomycetes; Sporidiobolales; Sporidiobolaceae.
AUGGGCAACGUCUUCAGUGUCCCGAUCUUCAUCAUUACUCUGCGCGAGACCAUCGAAGCAGCGAUCAUCAUCUCCGUCCUGCUCGGCCUCGUCGAGUCGCUCGUCCACGAACAUGGUAACGAAAAGGGCGCGGACGUCGUUGACAGCCUGGAGGUAGGUGAGAGGAGAAGGCUGAUUCGGAGGAUGCGGAUCCAAAUCUGGGCAGGAGCGCUCGUCGGCCUGUUCAUUGCCCUCUGCAUCGGAGCUGCCUUCAUCGCCGUCUUCUUCACGACGCUCAACGACCUCUGGGGCAAGACGGAGGAGAUUUGGGAGGGCGUCUUCUCUCUGAUCGCCUGGUGCGUCCGCUCACGUCGCUACUCGGACACCGCACCUGACAUCCUCGACUCUAGCAUCAUCAUCUUCGUCAUGGGCGUCACGAUGCUCCGCAUCGACCGCUCCAAGCUCAAAUGGAAAGCCAAGCUCGCCGGCGCAUUCGACAACAAAGUCGAUGCCUCGACGCUCACGAGCAAGGACAAGCGCCAGGCGCGCAACUCCAAGUGGACGUUGUUCGUUUUGCCGCUCGUGACGGUUCUGCGUGAGGGACUUGAGGCCGUCGUGUUUGUUGGUGGUGUCUCGCUCGGACAGUCUGCCAAGUCUAUCCCGCUCGCCGCCAUCGUCGGCAUCCUCGCUGGCCUCGUCAUAGGCUACUUGAUCUACGCCUCCGGUUCGCGCAUCAACCUCUCCAUCUUCCUCGUCAUCUCCACCAAUAUCCUCUUCCUCCUGGGCGCCGGCUUGUUCUCCAAGGCAGUCGGCGACUUCCAGACUUACCGCUACAACAACGGCGUGGGUGGAGAUAUCGGAGAGACGGGAAGUGGGCCGGGAUCGUUUGAUCCGACCGAUGGGUCUGUCUGGCACCUGACGUACGGCAACCCGGACAACAACACCUCGACGGACGGUUACUCGAUCUUCAACGCCAUCCUCGGCUGGACGAACAACGCGACGAUCGGCACCAUCCUCUCCUACAUCUUCUACUGGCUCGCCGCGAUCGUCUGCCUCGUUUACAUGAAGUGGACCGAAGGACGGACGACGUUCUUUGGCUACAAGUCGGAGGCUUGGUACCGCCGGGCUGCGCGUUGUGAGGGCGGGAACUCCCCCUCGCCGGACUUGAGGGAGAAGAAGGAGAAGGACGGGGUGGAGACGCCGAUGGAGGAGGACAGGCAGUUUGCGAGUCAUGUCUGA